Aspergillus heteromorphus CBS 117.55 is the source of this 1982-nucleotide messenger RNA. RefSeq lists its product as uncharacterized. Gene Ontology annotation, molecular function: DNA-binding transcription factor activity, RNA polymerase II-specific; zinc ion binding; transcription cis-regulatory region binding. Gene Ontology annotation, cellular component: nucleus. NCBI's taxonomy places the organism in Eukaryota, Fungi, Ascomycota, Eurotiomycetes, Eurotiales, Aspergillaceae. The coding region runs from base 1 to 1881 and encodes 626 amino acids. Gene Ontology annotation, biological process: regulation of DNA-templated transcription. The transcript has 4 exons. The record is from RefSeq and is a predicted model, not a curated record.
AUGAACGCCACCAUAUCCGCAGUCAAGAGGCGGGCCUGCGUGGCCUGCACGGCUGCCAAGGCGAAGUGCACCCCACAGGCUGUCAACAUGUGCCAGCGGUGCGCUCGUUUGGGCAAGUCAUGCACCUACCUGGACCUUCCGCAGACAAAGCGGAAGCAGCGGGCUGCCGGUGCACCAGGUACUGAUUCCGGAUGCAGCCGUGUGCAGGUCCUCGAGAAGAAGGUCGACCAGCUGAUGGCGCAGCUGGCUGCCUUGACCGGACAGAACGGGCAGACACCGCCCGAUGAUACUUCUGCUCCUGCUUCUACAUCUGCUUCUAACCCGCCCACCAAUGACUUGGGCUUACCUCGCAAUCCCGAGCCGGAUUCAACAGCCAUUGCCGCCCUGCUAGAUGCGGCUAAAGACCCGUCUCAUGGCCUCGAUCCGCCGACUGGCUCUGUUCUGCAGGGCCAGCCGUCGAUCGUCGAUCGAGGACUUUUGAGCGCAGCAGAGGCGGAACGUUUGGUGAUGACCUUCCGGCUUGACUUUGUGCACAAUUUCCCUUUCGUAUUGUUGGCACAUGGCGAGACGGCUGCUCGUCUUAGAUGUCAAGAGCCCUUCCUCUUCUUGUGCAUCGUGGCAGCGACCAUGGGCAGUGCGCAUACUCUGCGCCAUACUGUCGCAGAGGAGAUCAUGAAGCAUGUUACUUUAAGGGCUGUCGUGCGGUCUGAGAGGAAUCUCGAACUGCUCCGUGGUCUGCUCGUUCAUAGUGCAUGGUACUCCUAUCCUGGAGAGAGAUAUCACCCGCGCCUGUUGCUGUUGGUGCAGCUUUGUAUUUCGAUGUUGUAUGAUUUGGGGCUGCAUCGAAAGGCCGGUCUGAAUGCGGAUGAGCGGCGCGCGCUGCUUGGGACGUAUUGGCUGUCAGCUGGUUUCUACGGCACACUGGGACGGCCGAUUACCUUGAAACAUGAUGCUCGAACCGAUGAGUGCAUCGAGAGUCUGGCAUCUACCGCACAACCAUCCGAUCGGUGGAUCGCGCCAUUCAUCCACCUACAGUCCUUUCUCUCAACAAUCGAUGACGUCUACGCCUCGAUUCACGCAAGUGGUGGAAUGGCACUCGUCCCAGUUACGCGCGGCUCUCUACAGCGGCAAUUCGACAUCGUGAGGAAACGUGUAGAGAAAGACCUCCCCGGCUGUCCUCCCUCAACAGCGAACGCAGUACACACCUCAAUCGAAUUCAUCGCGAUCCGCCUCGAGGAACUAUCCCUCCGCGAGAACCUAUGGACCACCGAUCCUGCCAACCCCGUCCGAACCACCAUGCUAAUGGGCAUGAUCCAGCACAGCAAGGAGCUCAUCCACGCCAUCACAUCCCUCCCGGCAUCAGAAAUCGCCCAGAUCACAAUCCCUACCAGCGCCCAUAUAUGUGCCGCGGUGGGCUAUAUGCCCAGUGCCGUAAUGACUCUUCUUAAUAUCAUCACCACUGGCUCCUCUGACCCAGUGGAAGCCCAGGUGCAGGUGCAAGCCGUCGUCAAUGAAGCAGACUACCCCGCUCUCAUCACCGCGCUUGCAACCUCACUGGAAACGAAAUUCGGGGGAAUGUCCCCCGCAGACAGAGAGAUGGAUAUUGUGGGGAGUCUGUGCUCGAAAAUGCGGCUGCUCGCACGGUGUUAUCCGUAUCAAGUCAGGGCGGUUGUGGGAGUUGGAUUUGGAGUUGGAACUGCGGUGUCGCGAGAUUUGGGGCAGGAUACGUCUAUGAUGGGGGUUGAUGCAAAUGUUGAUAGGAGUGCUGGGACGCCGCUCCAGGCCGCCUGGCCGUCUAUUUACGGCGAUUUGGACGAUAUGUUUCCCGUGGAGGAUAUUCAGUGGGAUGCUCUGUUGAGUAGUUUUACUGGGUUUGGCUAGUAGGUAGGUACUAGCUAGCUAGUGUGGCUGGUGGUUUUUUGUGGGGCAACGUGUUAUGGGGACUGUUGAUGCGAUAGUGCAUGCGCGAUUUAGGGUUCGAG